ACAGAAAUUUGCAAUGUCACAUGUCAAAACAUACAAAGUAAAUAUCCUCAAAUCAAACUCUAAGAAGUUGUCAAGCAGUAUUUCUCUUACUUUCCCUCUCUGCAAACUUCAGUGAUUAUUGCUGGAAGUAUUUUUUUUGUCCAUUAGUAAACAUCGAUUUCACCAUAUGCACACUGACAUUUACUGAUAAAAAACUAAUCCUUCCAACCUACUCAUAUCUUACCCAUACUGCAUUCAGCACAGUAUAGUGCUGAAAUUAUUUUCAGUUUCCUACUGACCUCUGGAUAAAACCUGUGAAACUGGCUACAUUAGGAAGGCUAUGAGCAGUUACAGAGGCACUGGAGCUCUCUCUUCUGUUGAUGCAUAGCUGAACAGUCUUUCCCCAAAUGUUCAGAGAACAAUUUCCUCUUUGAACAGAGAUCAGUCCUGGACAACUUAAGCCCAAAAAUGGAAUAAUCAAAUCAGAUAAAGUAUAUGAAGUAAUGUUGGCUACAGACCGUUGCCACUAUGCAAAAUGCAACCCUUAUAUGGAUUCUCCUCAAUCAAUAGGUUUCCAAGCAACUAUCAGUGCCCCACACAUGCAUGCAUAUGCUCUAGAAUUACUAUCUGAACAGUUACAUGAAGGAGCCAAAGCCCUUGAUGUAGGAUCUGGAAGUGGAAUUCUCACAGCAUGUUUUUCACGAAUGGUUGGUCCCCAAGGACGAGUUGUAGGAAUUGAUCAUAUCAAAGAGUUAGUAGAUGACUCAAUAAAUAAUGUCAAAAAGGAUGAUCCUACAUUACUGUCUUCAGGAAGAGUGAAACUGAUGGUGGGGGAUGGAAGAAUGGGAUAUCCAGAAGAAGCUCCCUAUGAUGCUAUUCAUGUAGGAGCUGCAGCCCCGGUUGUGCCCCAAGCACUCAUAGACCAAUUAAAACCUGGUGGAAGAUUGAUAUUACCAGUCGGCCCUGCAGGUGGAAACCAGAUGCUGGAACAAUAUGAUAAACUAGAAGAUGGCAGUGUCAAAAUGAAGCCUCUGAUGGGAGUGAUAUAUGUGCCUUUAACAGAUAAAGAGAAGCAAUGGUCCAGGGAUGAAUUAUAAAAGCUACAUCAUCUUGACCCAAACAUAGUGUUACAGUGGACUGCCCAUCUCCAGUUCUAAAAGCUUUUUGAAAACCAACAGCAUUGCAGCUUGUUUUGGAUUUUGUUAUACUGUUAUCAGCAUGGAAAAGCGUGGUGUUUUUAUUUCCUUUUUUUUAGAGGCUUAAGGCAAAUCUGGCAAAGAGUUGAUGGAAAGUUUAAAUUUGGGCUGUUUCUUUUUAACAUGCCUUUUUUACUUUCAUCUGGUUAAAGAAAUGAAUUUCUGCAAAAAUGCAGACCUACAGUUUGUGAACUCUUUAAUUUUGAUGGCAGAUACUUUUUGAACACUUUAUUUCAGCUCCAUUGUUCCUUGGUAAAAUUGCUUCUGUGCACCUUAUAACACUACACACACAAUGGCAGGUUCUCUAUGUUCAGAUGUCUGCUAAAUGUUACUAAGAAAAUGAGAUGAACUUCCUUUUUAAAGCUUGUGACACGGUGUCAUAGACUAGCAUGUAGUAGAUGCAAUCAGCUGCGUUAUUACCUUGAAAGUGGGCAUUUGUAUAUAUAUUAAACUUCACGACAUCAGAGAUGACAGCUCUUGUUAUAAACUCUAUGGUUCAGGUUGGACAUAACUGACAUAGUUUUUUCCUUCCUUGUCAAAAAAAAAAAUUAGAGGAAACAUGUAGCUCAGUAUUGUUUUGUAGCUCACUGCUGAUAUCUAUAUGAAUUUAACAUAACAAAUGCUGUGUAAGCUAUGUCCUAAACACUGAACAGUUUAUGCAGUGCUGCUUUGCCAAAUAAAGUUAAAAGCAAAAA
This is a messenger RNA of Mauremys mutica (yellowpond turtle), 1870 nucleotides long. It is a transcript of the gene PCMT1, whose product is annotated as protein-L-isoaspartate (D-aspartate) O-methyltransferase. The record is from RefSeq and is a predicted model, not a curated record. The transcript has 9 exons. NCBI's taxonomy places the organism in Eukaryota, Metazoa, Chordata, Testudines, Geoemydidae. Gene Ontology annotation, cellular component: cytoplasm. Gene Ontology annotation, molecular function: protein-L-isoaspartate (D-aspartate) O-methyltransferase activity. Bases 483 to 1076 code for a protein of 197 amino acids. Gene Ontology annotation, biological process: protein modification process.